Lathyrus sativus (Indian pea) is the source of this 444-nucleotide messenger RNA. The record is from the annotation of a GenBank genome assembly. Lineage: Eukaryota; Viridiplantae; Streptophyta; Magnoliopsida; Fabales; Fabaceae.
AUGGAGCUAAUAGAUGUGCCAGUGGUUGGGAAUAAAAUCACGUGGUUUAAGGCUAACGAAAGCUGUAAGAUUAGGUUAGACAAAAUUCUGUUAUCCGAUGAUCUAAUUUUGAAAUGGGGAAUUAUGGUGCAGCAAAUAGGUGAUGGAGAUAUAUCAGAUCAUAUGCCAAUUUGGUUGAAGCUAAAUGUGGCAAAUUGGGGUCCCAAACCCUUUAAGGUAUUCAAUAGCUGCUAUGAAAAUCCCAACUUCAUAGAAUUUGUUAAAGAUUCUUGGAAUUUUGUUCAAGUUGUGGAUUGUCGUAGUCAUAUUUUGGUGGCGAAGUUUAAAACGCUAGGAGAGAAGCUCAGGUGGUGGAACAAGAACGUUUAUGGAUGGGUUGAUUUGAGUAUAGAGAAAGGGAAUAACAUCCUUAAUGAAAUAGAUUUGGAAAAAGUUGAAACUUAA